Meleagris gallopavo (turkey) is the source of this 1103-nucleotide messenger RNA. RefSeq lists its product as uncharacterized. Lineage: Eukaryota; Metazoa; Chordata; Aves; Galliformes; Phasianidae. Gene Ontology annotation, cellular component: cytoplasm. Gene Ontology annotation, molecular function: oxidoreductase activity. The record is from RefSeq and is a predicted model, not a curated record.
CACCCCUCCAGUUUCCCACCCAGCCCUUGAUUUCAAUAGUCACUGCUACAAGUAACGAAUGCACUGUGAAGAUUCCAGUAUUAAUAAAGGUUGUACUGUAAUUAAUAGCCUCGCCCUUGGUGGUCUAUGAGGACUGGAGGGUCGUGGUCCCUCUGUGGUUGAACCCAACAGUAUUGUUGGGCGGUUCCACCAGGAGAAACCACGGGUGGUGGGAUCCCAUCGCAACGUGACAUCUCUGCUCCCUCCCUGGGGUUUUGACAUCGUCACCAGCACCGCCCCGAUAAUUAUGGGCUGAUUUCCCAACGGUGUGGGGGUGGCUGCCCUGCCCAACCCAUUGUGGCAUGGAGGGGCCGAGCGCCCGCAGCGUGCUGGUGACGGGCUGCGAUGGGGGCAUGGGGCUGGGGCUGCUCAAACGCUUCCUGGAGCUGCCCACCCCACCGCUGCGGCUCUUCGCAGCCUGCACCGACCCCGAUGGGAAGGCUCUCAAUGAGAUGGCGUUGUGCAACCCCAGCAUCGUGAUCCUGCCUCUAGAUGUGACAGACCCCAACAGCAUCCAGGCUGCGGUGGGCAGGGUGCAGGAGGAGCUGCGUGGUUCUGGCCUCAACCUCCUGAUCAACAGCGCCGGGGCCAGGCGGCACAGCACUCUGGCCACCGAGACAGCUGAAAACAUGGCCCUCAUCUACGCCACCAACACCAUCGGGCCCCUGCAGACCAGCCAGGCGUUCAUGCCUCUGCUGAAGGAAGCUGCAGAGGCACACAGUGGGCAGGGGUUGAGCUGUGGCAGAGCAGCCAUCAUCAACAUCUCCAGCGUCCUGGGCUCCAUCGAGGUGGUGGAGGCAUGGGGUGAGAGGCAGGACGUGUCCUACCGCUGCAGCAAGGCUGCUCUCAACAUGCUCACCAAGUGCCUGGCUCUGGAGUAUGGUGACAGUGGGAUCCUCUGCGUGUCCGUGGAUCCUGGCUGUGUGGUACCGCGCCCAGGAGAUGGGAUGGGACCAGUGACGUUGGAAGAGAGCACCCAAGGCGUCCUGCAAGUCCUUGCCAACCUCUCCACCAACAGCAAUGGCACCUUCUGGGACUGGAAGGGACAGAGACUGCCAUGGUGA